AGUACCUCUAAAAAACAUAUUUAAUAAAUGCUCCGUGCGAUUAGUUAGGCAAUAAAGCACGCUGGUUGCUGAAUUGAACUGGUAAAGCGCCGCCGCACGUCUUCAUCAGAGAAUCCAAUUUCGUGUUGAAGAACUGCUUUUGGAACUCGACGAGUCGCUGAGGUUCUCUUCUUCAGGAGGUUGACUUUUUUUUGCUCUAGGUGUUAAACUAUUUUGCUGAUUCUGUCAACUGGUAUGGUUUUAUUGAAUUUAUGGACAUAAUUAAGCUUGACUGUUGGAGUUUGUUAAUCCGAUUGAAUUUGGGGCAAUGGAAUUCCUAAGUAAUUGUCUAGAAUUUAUUAAGUACUCUAUUGAUUUUUCACUUCAAGCUAUUCAGGCAAUGCAUGCAAUGGGUCAGCCUGAUCGUGUCUGUUUUGUUAUGACUUCCCUUUGAACCUAGGUUUUCUUUCUUUGUUCGUUUACAUAUGCUGUAUGGUGUAACUAAAACAUUAAUCAAACUAUUAAUAUGGUUUCAGUUGUGGUUUAUUAACUUUUUUGAUCCCCUUGCUAAGCAUCUAUUAUCAAAACCUAUUUCAUCGAAGUUGAAGAAUCAAGGUCUUACUGUCAGAUCAGAACUAAAGAAUGGCCAUAUGUACCAAAGAAAAUAUUUGUAGUCGAGUAUAUUUAUUUUUCCCAUGUAAGUAACUACAUUUAUCUGGGACAGUCUGAAACAGACAAUAAAUUUAGAUUAUGUGAUGCGCAUCUUUGCUUGUGAUGCUUCCCUGGUGGGAUAUUAGAAUGGAGCUGGAGUUUAAUAAGUUUUUUCGAUUAUAUUAUUUAAAAAAUUGUAUUUACAUUGAUUCUCUCAAAAUUGCUGAAGCUGUGUGGUGAAGUUGGCCCUGAAGAAAUAAGCAAUGCCCGUAGCAUUUGUUUUCUUCACCAUUGGUGUUAGAUAUGAAAGUAUUUGGAUUUGUCACAUGGACAAGAAACUCCUGCAUCCAACCACCAACCACCAGGCACCUGCUACCAAACACACAUCAAAAGACGUAGGGGUGCCUGUAUGUUUGGUGAUUAGACUGUUGACUAUUAAUUUUUUACAUGGCACUACUAUUUGGUCUUCUUGUAUGUCGAGAUGUUUGUUGCUUAACAUUUUGUUUGAGCCCUUUUAUAUGUGCACAUGUAGACACACACACACGCUCCUGCACCUGAAACAAACAUGAUUAGCCCAUCUCUAGUGUUAAUAACUACACCGUGUCAGGGGGAAGUGAUCAUCAGUAAUGGGAUGUUUUAUGUUGCAGGAUAAUACCAUAUAGAAAUCUGAAUAAGGACUAGGUGAAUACACAAGUAUAUGACAAUGUUUCCUCAUCUCAUGAAAUCUUUGUUUAUGAUAGAUGUCAAGCGCUUGGACAACAAUGAGCUUUGCAAUCAUACUUAGGGAUGUAGGAUGGGAGUGGGAGACUUCAGGGUGGAGUCUUUGGUAUUUUUUUUAGAAUUGGAAGUUCUUGCUCACUCUAUGAAGAGCUAUUCAUCUGGCAAAUUUUAGAGUUUUAGAGUGGAUGAGGAGAUAUUUUAAUUCAAAUAAGUUAUAGCUUUGGAGUAUCUUGGAGCACAUGAACAACGGAGCUUGAGGAGCGCCACCGCUCAACUCAAGGAUUGCUUUCUUGCUCCUACUAUUAACUUCUUCCUCAAAGUCUAAAAAUGAGUGGUCGUUUCUCAAGGACAAUCUAUGUUGGAAACCUUCCAGAUGAUGUUAGAAAACAUGAAAUUGAAGAUUUGUUUUACAAGUAUGGCUACAUUUUGGAUAUUGAAUUGAAGGUUCCUCCUCGCCCACCUUGCUAUUGUUUCGUGGAGGUACUUCAACCUUUUGACAGUCCUCUGGAUGCAGAAGAUGCCAUCAAGGGCAGAGAUGGCUAUAACUUUGAUGGUUGUCGACUGAGGGUAAGAACAAUUAAUGGUUUCUAUAACUUCAGGUUGAACUUGCACAUGGUGGUAGGGGACAAUCUUCAAGCAAUCGUCGUGGUGGUUAUGGCGGCGGCGGCGGUGGAGGCGGUGGCCGAUAUGGUGCUUCUCGUCAUUCUGAAUAUAGAGGAUCAUAUGCGAAAAGCUGGGGAUGUCUGCUUUGCUGAAGUUUCACGAGACAGGGAAGGAACCUAUGGCCUUGUUGAUUACACAAAUUAUGAGGACAUGAAAUAUGCUAUCCGUAAGCUUGAUGAUACUGAGUUCAGAAAUCCUUGGACUAGAACUUAUAUUCGGGUGAAGGAACUCAAGGGCAGUUCAUCGAGAAGCCGGAGUAGGAGUCGCAGUAGAAGUAGAAGUCCCAGGAGGAGAAGAUCACUUGAUCGAUCUGUUUCGAGGUCACCAUCUGCAUCUCCUAUUAAGGCGCCCAGAUCAAGGUCAAGGUCGAUAUCGAAGUCUGCAUCUCCUCGUGAGGUAAAUCACAUGCAGAACAUUUCUUUGCACUAUUAA
Molecule: messenger RNA, 2445 nt
Organism: Striga asiatica
Lineage: Eukaryota; Viridiplantae; Streptophyta; Magnoliopsida; Lamiales; Orobanchaceae
Source: the annotation of a GenBank genome assembly